Messenger RNA from Symbiodinium necroappetens, 3246 nucleotides. Lineage: Eukaryota; Dinophyceae; Suessiales; Symbiodiniaceae. The record is from the annotation of a GenBank genome assembly.
GCUGGUCGCUCUCAGGCGAGCUAUUUCAACGCCGGGGCCCGCGCGGGAUCACAAAGUGGGAUAUGCAAUUUUACUUUUCAACAUGAGCUUUUGGUCAAGUAUGUGAACCUUUUUCUUCGGACGAUCUUUUCGGAGGCUACAUGGACCAGCUUCUGCAUUUCACACAACGAGUUUGCGCAUCUUCACUCGGACCUCAAUUUUCCAGGAUCUUUGAAUUACACCUGCAGCUUGGGCCCGUUUGACCAGGGUCGCCUUUGGGUUCAACUCCCGGCGGAAUGUCUUCCGCAUCUUGAGCGGGUUCCUCCUCCUGACUCUACGGCUGAUCCUUCACUCCGAGGGGUUCUAGUCAGUACUAGGCGCUCUGGCUUCUCCUUUGAUGGUCGUCUUCCGCACUGCUCGGAGCCGUGGUCGGGGGAUCGCUGGGUGAUCACGGCCUACACUUCAGCUACCUGGCAAUCACUGUCGGGGGUGGAUUCACAGCGGCUGGCGGAUCUUCAUUUUCCAAUGCCGGCCAAGGAGGAUUCACCGCUUAACCAAGUGUUGGGGCCGGCUCCCGCUUUGCCGAGCCCUCCAGAGAUUUUGGAUCUACAGCAGGUUCAGGGCAAUCUCUUCGUUGAGCUUUUUUCGGGUUCAUCUCGGCCCUUGUCUGCGGCCUUUUUGCAAGCUGGCACAUCGGUGAUGUCUUUGGAUAUCCUUCGCAGCGCGACGCAUGACUUGACGAAGGACUCGGUCUUCGAGCUUCUCCUUCGCUUGGCUUUUUCGGGUGCGAUAUCUCUCCUGCAUGCAAGCCCUCCCUGCAGAGAUUACUCAAGGUGCAAGUUGCGCAAAGGCCCGGGCCCCAAGCCUUUGCGCACGCCGGCUCACAUGGAUGGCGUACCGGGCUUGUCUUCUGCGGACAAGGUGCGCUUGGAACUCAGCUCACAACUCAUGUCUCGCGCAGUGGAAUUAGCCCACGCCACUUUCAAGGCCGGCGGCCACUACACCUUUGAGAAUCCGGCCAACUCGAUGAUCUGGGACGAGCCUGCGGUUCGCCUGCUACUUCAGAAGAGCAGUGCCGAUGUCAUCAUUGUCUCUGCCUGUGCAUACGGUUGGGAUAUUUACAAGCGCUGGGCUUUUGCAUCCACUUUCCGGGACAUGCAGCAGCUCGCCGCUGACUGUCGCCGCCCGGACGGCUCUCAUGCCCAGGUGGCUGGGAUUUUGGACUCAUCCGGAGGCUUCAUUUCUCAACAGACUUCGGAAUUUCCGGAGCCGUUGGCAGCUAAGUACGUGUCCUCGGCUCUCCCACUUUUUCAAAAAUCCGCGAAUCCGGUGGAUGUGUCCCUGGACCAACUCUUGCAAUUAUUGCCGACCAAAGGUCAAUUUGAUCCCCCUUUUGCACAUCAAGAUGGGGCUGGCAUCUUCUCGGUUCCAGACUGGUCAUUCCCUCCUUCGGGCUCCGUGGACAAGCUGGGUCAAGUCCGACAGGCUCUGAUGUCCAAGCUCUUUGCAAUGAAGGCUCCUCUUCGGCUUCGUGAGCACGUGGCCUCCAAGGCUGAGCAGCCUCUUUUCUCGGAACAGGAGGUUGCAGAGUUUCGUGCGGUGUUUCAAGAAUUCCUGGAGGCAUCUUCCGGCCAAAGGGUGGACUGGUCGGUGAAACCUCACCAACCAUACGCUCUUCAGGCUUUGCGCCAACUUUCGGAAGUUCUGGAUGACCCCGAUUCCUCUUUGUUCCCAACGUUGUUGGAGGGCGCCCCGUCAGGGUACUUUCAGGAUAUUCCUCCCAGUCGGGUUUUCAUUCCUCUGGGAAGCGAUUCAGCACCUCCGACAGAUCAGCUGGUCGUUCACAAUUCCAAUUGGAAAGGUGCUCGGGACAACCCGGAGGUUUUAGAAUCUUUGAUCCAAGAGGAGCUGGCGAACGACUACAUCGAGGAGGUCUCUCUGGUGGAGGUUCGUUGCCUUUCAGACCUCCAGGCGGGAUAUCCACUUCGGGGUCCGGCUUCGAUUCUAGGCGUUUUUCCCCUGGACGUCAAGGCAGCUCAUAAAUCCAUUCUUUUGCGCGAGAGGGACAGAGGUCUUGCUGGCAUUACUUUUCAGGACAGGACUUUCUUCUACAGGGUCAUGCCGUUCGGCAUGUCUUGCAGCGCAUACUGGUGGCAACGGUUAUCAGGAUUCCUGGUAAGGACGUGGCACAGCCUUCUAUGGCUGAGCCACUUCCUUAGCAUGUACGUCGAUGAUCUCAUCUUGGCGAUGCAGACUGGGGCCUUGGACAUUUCGGCCUGUUUGAUCCUGGCAUUUGCGGCGGUCUUCGGGGUUCGCCUCUCAUGGCCUAAAUUACAACUGGGGUCCUCGGUGGUCUGGAUCGGAUGGAGCCUGAACUACCGGGCAGGGACAGUUCAGGUUACUGCAGCAAAAAAGGAGAAACUUUCACGUGUUCUUCGUCCUCUUUUGGGAGAGGGCAGAGUGGAGCUUCGGGACCUUCAGAAGGCACUGGGAUUGCUUCAGUGGCUCACGCAAUUACACGUGGAGCUGCGUCCUUGGUUGUCAGUUCUGUACGAUGACGCCACUCGUCCCCCGGCUACAUCUUACUCCAUUGAUCCUGCUUACUGGACGCAGCUGUACGCGUGCCUGAGCGAUGCCUUGGUUUUCAUCACCGUCCCUCCUGGCACAGCCAUUCCUCUGGGUUCCAAGCUAAUAAGCGCUCGCCACGUCGACAUCGCGUGCAAGGCUGAUCUACGGAAGGAUUGUGUCAUGGCGGCGGACGCUUUCGCUUCGGGAGAGGAGCUUGGCAUUGGCGGCUUCAUCGAGUUCCCUGGCUCAUCACCGAUAUGGUUCAGCGAAAGGUACAACUUGUCGGACUUCAAGUACCUUGAUCUGCCUCUUCAUCGCGAUGCUCAGAGGGACAUAUCCUGCUGGGAAACUCUGGCUCAAGUGGGCCUCAUGCUUCUUUUUGCUCACUUUUGUCCGGGUGGCCGAAUGCGAUUGACACUGCCUUCUUUUUCAGAUAACACAGGCGCGGAGGCAGUUUGCGCGAUGGUCAGCACUCGUCUUGGCAUUCGGCCGGACGUCCAACACAUUUCUGGCGAGCGGAACGUAGAAGCGGACCUUCUUCCCGUUGGGAUGAGCAGUCUCCUCUCGGAGGGCGUUGGGAUCUUGAUAUGCGGUAUCGCUUUUCCGUUCAGGAUUUCUUCGAUCAACGGCAUGAUGUCAGACUUUUUCCUUCGGAUGCCAACAUCCUUUGGAGGCUCCCACGCUGAGCCUGAGCUAUGA